Caenorhabditis auriculariae is the source of this 625-nucleotide messenger RNA. Lineage: Eukaryota; Metazoa; Nematoda; Chromadorea; Rhabditida; Rhabditidae. The record is from the annotation of a GenBank genome assembly.
AUGCCAUUUGUACUAAUUAUUUACAUCUACACGACGGCUUACAUCUUUUUUAGUAUGACCGGGGACGAGCUUUACGCCGCAAACAUUGCGCUUUACAAAGCACCCUACGAAGUGAGAUUUUUCUCAUUCUCCCACUUCAAUUAUUUCAAAUUCAGUUUUCCAUGAAAAUCAAACUGAUACUCACGAUAUCUACCCCAUGUGGUUAUCUACUUAUUCUUUGGAAGAUACAUAAGCAAAUUUCCACAUCUUCAGUUUCUAACAUUCGAGGACAUAAGUCAAUCGUUCUUCAGGCUUUGCCGAUUUCGAUUUAUUCUUUAGUGAGUUUCAAAUUACUUCUCCUUCCGAAAAAAUGUCUUCAGAUGACGUCAUUCGACGUUUAUUUGAUACCGAUUUCCUUAGAUUAUCACGUCGGUGAAGCUGGAGCCACUCUCUACCUUCUGAGCAUCCUUAUGUCAGGUUUGAAUUAUUGAUCUUUUGUUAACUUUCUUAAUAUUCAGCCUAUGUUGUACCUAUAUCUUUUCUCAUCGGGAACUCUCAGAAGCGAAAAAUGUUCUUAUCAUUGAUUCGCUUGGAUUUCAUGCGAAAUUCAAAAGUUCAUGCAGAAAGCCCUGCAACGACAAACUGA